This is a messenger RNA of Trematosphaeria pertusa, 933 nucleotides long. Its product is annotated as short chain dehydrogenase. Bases 1 to 933 code for a protein of 310 amino acids. Gene Ontology annotation, molecular function: oxidoreductase activity. The transcript is spliced from 3 exons. The record is from RefSeq and is a predicted model, not a curated record. NCBI's taxonomy places the organism in Eukaryota, Fungi, Ascomycota, Dothideomycetes, Pleosporales, Trematosphaeriaceae.
AUGGCGACGUCCGGGAAGCCGGUUGCGCUUGUGGUGGGCGCGUCGAGAGGCAUUGGACGGCAGGUCGCUGUUGACCUUGCCAGGAAUGGGUACGCCGUGGUCGUCGCAGCUAAAAGCACGUCCGAUGCCGCGAAUGUACACCCCUUCCCUCCCGAUCCGAACUCCCCACAGUCGACGAUAAGCACCGUCGAGCGAGAGAUUCGGGAAGCUGGCGGCGAUGCGGCAGCCAUCCCUGUCGAUACACGGGAUUAUGAUAGCAUAAAGGAAUUGGUUGAUCAGACAGUCCUGAAAUACGGACGUCUCGAUGUGCUUAUAUACAAUUCCGGGGCCAUAUGGUGGUCCAGCGUGGAGAACACGCCCAUGAAGCGAUUCCAGCUCAUGCAACGCGUGAAUGUGGAAGGCCUCUACGGCACUGUGCAGGCUGCCCUGCCUCAGUUCAAAGCGAAUGGCUAUCAAGGACGCAUCAUCGUUGUUAGCCCACCGAUAUACUCGCGCUUUUUCCGGGGCAAGACGGCUUAUGCUAUGGGCAAAGUUGGCAUGAGCGUGCUCACGAAAGGCUUGGCUAUGGAUUGGGAACGCGAGGGCAAGAAAGGCAUGGCUAUUACAAGUAUUUGGCCCGCGACUGCUAUUCAGUCGGCUGCCACGACGGACCUGGACCGGGAGAAUGCGAGCGAGCUGAGGAAGCCUACUAUUUAUUCGGAUGCUAUCCUGGCCAUGCUCCGAGCUCCGGCAUCCGAGGUCAACGGGUGUUUGGAGUUGGACGAGGACUUCCUCCGAAAGCGGGGCGUUACCGACUUCGAGCAGUACAACGUUGUCCCUGGCUCCCGACCGCGAAGAAUAAUGCCUGCGGAGUUCCCCGAUCUCACAGUGAAAGAGCAAGCCGAUGAGGGCCGACGGAUUGACAGCACGGAAUUGCGAGCCUCAAGAAUGUAA